Messenger RNA from Salvia miltiorrhiza (redroot sage), 783 nucleotides. RefSeq lists its product as uncharacterized. Bases 1 to 783 code for a protein of 260 amino acids. The transcript has a single exon. NCBI's taxonomy places the organism in Eukaryota, Viridiplantae, Streptophyta, Magnoliopsida, Lamiales, Lamiaceae. The record is from RefSeq and is a predicted model, not a curated record.
AUGACACUCAGAGGAGGAAAGGAGUUACCCGAAGUUGUCAAAGAAAAAAACCAAGAAAAGUUGGAGAUCAACGAGCAAGUCGGAAUAGGAUCAGCAGAUGAGGAAGAAUUUGCUCAAGAGAAGAAGGCGAAGCGAAAGGCGGCAGGGAAGGGAAAAGAGAAAUCAAGCCAGACUGAGCCCAUAAUCCCCUUCCCAGGCAGAAUGGCCAAGGAACAAGAGAAGGAAGAAUUAACCGAACUAGUUAAAAUCUUCAAAAAGGUGGAGGUCAACAUGCCCCUUUUGGUCGCACUACGCUCUAUGCCCAGAUGCGCGAAAUUCCUCAAGGAACUUUGCACUCGGAAGGUCAAAUACACUGAUGAUGCGAAAUUUCAAGUUGGCGAGUCCGUAUCCGCGGUCUUACAACGAGAUAUGCCCAUAAAAUAUGGGGAUCCUGGAAUGUUCUACAUUCCAUGUGUAAUAGGAACAAUGAAGGUGGAGAAGGCAAUGCUCGACUUAGGGGCAUCCAUCAAUGUUAUGCCCUUAUCGAUGUACCAGGACCUGGAGAUAGGACCGCUGAAGCCCACCCGAGUGGUGAUCCAACUGGCAGAUCGAUCAAAUGUCUACCUAGAGGGAAUACUAGAAGACGUUUUGGUCAAAGUAGAGGAACUCAUCUUUCCAGAGGACUUUUACAUUCUCGACAUGGGGAAGUCAAAAGCACGAGAUCCGGUCAUGCUUCUGGGCAGACCAUUUCUAAAGACUGCCAGGACUCGCAUUGAUUGUGAUACGGGCAAGCAAACAUGUUAG